Symbiodinium necroappetens is the source of this 418-nucleotide messenger RNA. The record is from the annotation of a GenBank genome assembly. NCBI's taxonomy places the organism in Eukaryota, Dinophyceae, Suessiales, Symbiodiniaceae.
GUGCCCGCCCUCCUCCUGGGGCUGGUCGCCAUGUCGGGCGCCUAGGCUUGGAUCGCUGCUUCCAUCGAAGGACUUCGUCCUGAUGUGCCAGGACAACAGCGGAGCCUACAAGAUGAAGAUCAUGAGCGUGGUGGGCAAAGGUAUCAAGCCGCAAGUUCGAGCUGUGGAGCCGGGAGAUGUGGUCGUUGUGGUUGGCCGAACAGGUGGUCCCAAGAACAAGGUGCUUCGAGCGAUCGUCACCCGCAUGCGCAGGAACACACCGGAGCCGCUGGGUAACGGCUUCAGCCACGCCUUCGACACGAACUGCGGCGUGCUAGUCGACAAGGAGGGAAAUCCAGUUGGCAGCAAAAUCUUCGGAAAGAUCGACCCAAGGUGCGCGCUGCGGUGGCCCAAGCUGGCGCAACUCUCGGCACGCUGA